Paramuricea clavata is the source of this 2736-nucleotide messenger RNA. The record is from the annotation of a GenBank genome assembly. NCBI's taxonomy places the organism in Eukaryota, Metazoa, Cnidaria, Anthozoa, Malacalcyonacea, Plexauridae.
AUGGAUCUACCAAAAGCCAUCUUUUAUGACAGUUCUCUGAACUUAUUUCUUUGGAUUACAUGUGUAUUCAUCUGCUGUGGCUCAACACAGCAUACAGUUCACAGGACCGAUGCACUCAAGCGUAUCGAUCAAACAGCUGUGGAGCUUCAACACGAAAGAGUACAUCGGGAGAUCACUGGUAGUGAUUCCCAAAGCCGCUGCGAAAGGAAUGAGACAGUAUUUCAGAGCGGAAAGUGGAAUUUUUGUUAUUAUGACUACGCCUGCUUUAAAAUUUUCUCGGAUUGCUGCCCGGACUAUGUACGAGAAUGUGGCCGACAGGAAUUCCACGCACCGAAAACUUCGACUAUGUCUUGGAAAUGUGUCCAGUGGAAAUGGUUGACGGUUUGGUCGGCGGCACUCGAAGGAGUUGUUGGCGCUUGGAUGGUUUACAAAUGCCCUCCAAACACGACCUCCGACGAGCUGAGAGCGAAAUGUGAGAAGGCCUCGGAGAAAUUUUCGUAUCCCGUAGUGGAUUUUAUCCCGGUAGUCGGGGCGAAUUCCCUGACGUUCCGAAAUAAGUACUGCGCUUUGUGUAAUGGGAUGGAAAAUUACACAGCGUGGAACGUUGGGGUUUUUACACAUGUCGUACCACCCGAGGAUUACGACUUGGAUUCUAGGCUGAGGUUUAUCCUUCAGAAUGGGGGAUAUAUUGAUCAUAUUUCACCCGAAGAGGGACAACCUCGAAGAUAUUGCUAUGGUAGAAAUUAUAUGGACAACUGUAGUUCAACAAACGACACCUCCUACAAGGCUUGUGUUAAAGGUCCGGUCGAAGUCGUGACAAGUAGAGAUUAUUUGUACUUUAAGAACACCGCAUGUGGAGUAUGUAACGGAUAUCCUGGGCUUACAGGAUGGUUAAUGGCGGCAAGGCUCAGUCGCAAACCUGAAGGAUUUUCGAUUGCGUUUAAGUUAACAAACGCAGGUGAAAGACCAUCUACUACUAUAGUCUCCGAAAAAUGUCCCUCCGGAACGGUUUAUGAUACAAACCUAAAGUUCUGUCGCGAAGGCUACAUUAUUGCAUCCAGCACUGGUCAACAAACCAACGAAUUCUUGAUAUUGUUGUGGUUAAGACAGCCGGCUAGAGGCGAAAUAAACUCGAAGCUGGAAACCGAUUUAAAAUCAGCGUUGGCUUCACACUUUUCUCUUCAAGCCAAACAAAUUUCAAAAAGUACUCUUCAUAAACAAGAUGCAGCGAAUACUUUUAUCGUUUGUACUUUUCGUUUAACGUUGACGCCAUUUCAAAGUUUAAUAAUGGACAACCAACACACGGCCAACUUAAAUAUCACCCGCGAAAACCAUGCGUUCUUGGAACUUUUGAACUUUACACAAAAUGUUACCGUUACUUGGAAAAAUUACGGUUUCCAUGUGGUCAGUGUGAUUUCAAAACGACUUUCAUGUUAUGGGGGAAAGAAAUUGCAAUCGCAUGAAUACAACAUAGUGAAUGAAACAGGAGAAUUAGUCGUCGAAACUGGGGAAGUAUUUUCGUUAAAUGAUUAUGCUCUACUGAUAGUAGACGGAAAUAAUACAUUAUGUCGAAGACUGGUCCUUUCAGAUUGCAGAGAGGGUGCUUACGUUCCAUUAGUUCCAAAUGAAUACGUGAUUUUCCCUAAUUUGUCAGUUUAUCACAAUGCAACGAACAGUGUUUUUAACUUCGGAGAGUAUCUAAUCAAUGAAAGAUUAAGCCAAAGAAAUAACAAUAUCCUUAAUGAUACUCAAAACUCAAGAAACUCAACAAUUGCCGUUUGUUUACCGUAUAAAAAUUCUUUCAACAAAACCAAAACAACACAUAGUAUAAACACGAAAAGUUACGGACUGCGAAUUCUGACAUCAAUUGGUCUGAGUGUUUCGAUAAUCUGUUUGGCAUUUCUUUUGAUCACUUAUGGAUUAUUUCAGGAAUUAAGAACUGUUCCAGGAUUGAAUUUGAUGAAUUUGAGUUUCUCAACGUGUCUGUCACAAGUUAUAUGGUUGAUAGGUACCGCUGUUUUUCAAGGAACAAUAGUUUGCGAAGUCUUAGCAAUACUGGAACACUAUCUUCUACAAGUAUCCUUUUUGGCCAUGUCCAUCAUUUCACAUCACACAUAUCACGUUUUAUCACAACCUUUCGUUGGGAGAACUGCCAACACAUCGUGGCGAAGGUUCCUCAAGUAUUCAGCAUUCCUGUGGCUAACUCCUGCUGUAUUUGUCGCAGUUUGUGUCGCCUUGGACAAAACUGAAGUGUUCCUAGUGAAUUAUGGAAUUAAUUACUGUUGGUUGGGAACUGCAAAUGCUAAGCUGUAUUUAUUCUUAUUACCCCUGGCAGUAUCACUACUCUAUAAUAUCUACAAAUUUAUCCAAACAGCAGUCAGUUUAUCUCGUCAUGCUAAGGACAGAGAGAUCUUACAACACAAAGAAGAAAAACAGAAUCUUCUCAUCUGCACAAAACUUGCAACUUUAGUCGGUUUUCCCUGGCUGUUUGCAUUCAUUGGCGUGCUGUUUCCCGAUGUAGAAGCAUUCGACUAUUUGUUUGUUCUUUUUGUUUGUUUACAAGGAUUGUAUGUAGGAAUGGCGUUCCUGUUCAACAAGAAAACACUGAAACUGUAUAAGGAUCGAUGGAAUAUUGGCUCCAGAGGAAAUAGACCUUCUCAUACCGGUACCAAAGAAAGUUUUGAAUUGCAAGCAUUGAAAUCCACUUCGACGGAUCCAAAAACUAUUUCUGUAUAA